UCCGCUUCUCUCUCUUUGUAUAAUCAUCUCUUUGGCAGUACUACAAUAUGACUCCCCGUAGUGUGUUUAGACGUAGAUGGCCUCGUCGCAGGGCACCUUGCUAUAAGGAGGAUGAGGACGAGGACGAGUUUCGGGAAGUAUCAGGGCCCGUUAUUUGCUGCAGCGACUGUCGUAAGCUUACGACUCCCAAACAUACCUGUGACCCAGUUUGCAAAACAUGUGGCAAACAUUUUUCUCCCGGAUCUGGAUGUCCCGAUCUCUGCGAUGCCAUUCCUUGCUGCAGAUGCUGCGGUCAAAGCACAUCAACUCUCAACGCAAUACCUACACGCCCUUUACCUUUCUCUAACAAUACGGACUCGACUGAUCCCAAUGGGCUGCCAGUCCUGCAGAUCAUUUUCCCUAACUUGAAAUCCGUUAUGAAAAUACUCGUCGACUUUCUAUUCUCAGAUAGAAAGAUGGAAUUUGAGUUUAAUCCUACUCCAUACAGAGUUGUCAUCGAAGCUGUUGGGGGCUCAGACAUUUUUGUGGAUAUGGUAUAUGACACAAUUGACCCAAUGAUCAGAGCUUUGCAAGGUAAAGUUCACACUGUUAACACGCUGCAUAAUAUACGUUUAAAACAGUCCAUGGCUCCAAAAACUUGGCACGAACCCAACAGAGGGUAUUUGGAUUUCGUUACCUAUAUCCAGAGCUCUGAGUAUUGGCGUCCAUAUGUCGGACAAUCUAACCAGCCAAUAGAGCGAAUACCACAACAUAUUAGGGCGAUUCGCAAUGGAUCUGAGGACAGCCUUCAUUAUUAUAUUAUUCAGCAAGGCAAUGGCUCACGGCGAGCUAACUUCAUACGACUGUGGACUAUACCAUUCCUACCCAACACUGACAAGGCAGUAAAGAUGGUCUUUGAGAAUUUCCUAGAAAAGAUUAUGUGUCGAGCUUUCCAAUCACUUCCUGCAAAGACAUUAGAGCUGUUCUUUGGGCCAUGCCCGCAAGGCCAGUACUCAGGGAUGGGUUUGAAUAUUGUAACUCCUUUACUCCAGGGGAAAGAACUGGGCCCUCAAAUCCGUCAUAGGCUCAUCCACAAUUGGCCAAAAAUUCGAAAUGGUUUAGAUUACAAGGCUGGCCGGCAACCAGUGAAAGAGAGGCUACCCUACAGAAAGCAUGUGGGUGCAAGGGACUACUAUGCUGCCCUUUACCAAGCAAUUGAGAGCAAUGCGAAUCUCAAAGAAUCCCUCUUGAUACAAGUAAAUGACAACUCUUGGGGAACUUUAGAAGGGGAGCUGCUAGAUAUUAAUUCUUGGUUUCAGUCAAUAUCAGCUAAAAUACGCCAGCAAGAGCCGACAUAUCAAUCUGAAUUUAUCGCUCCAGUUGGAACUAUCGAAGCUUCUGUUGGUAUUAUUCUCGAUCUUACACCAUUACGCGAAUACACGGUCCAGGAUAAAACUGUCAAUCUACCGUGGGGUUUACGAGAGAGUGGCUUCAAUGAGUCAAACUCUUUAAUCUGGAUGUACAAUCUCCAGAAGUAUAUUCAUAUUCCAGGCAGCUUUCAAGUUGCUUCCCCUCGCCCCAUUGACAGGGAAACUCUCCGCACGGCUACCAGGAAAUUAAUCCUUGGGAGCCGAUUACGCGUUAUCAUUAUAUGUGGCGACAGUGCUCAAGAAGCAGCUCUCCCAGAUAAUGCCCCGUUGAGUAGCCAACACAAAAUCACAAGAACUUUUAUCCGUGCACCCGCUCCUCUCUCAGAACUGGGGACUAAGUAUGGAAAAGAGGCAUUUCAAUUGACGAACAUCUUUCGGUUCGUGUCUACUAUUACCGAUCUUACAAUUUUCCCAUCCUUCUAUGAGUCUGCUCUUUGUGUCUCCUUAAUUGUACGGAGAUGGGACGAUGAGAAAAAUGGUAGAAUACCCAAGGCUGAUCCAACCGAUCUUGAGCCGUUGCUAAGGGUCUGGCUAGCUGCGAAAGGAUUUAGCAGUGAGAGUGAUCUUCGCCGCUUAGCAGAGACUGCUGGUGGCUCCUUACGAUAUGGGAUUUUAGUGCUUAGUCUUAUCCUUCCAAGAAGGAAGAUAUUGCAUCAUGCCAAAAGAUUGCCAGACUCGAAGAUACGUCGGCAUGACGCUACUGAGUCUGAGGUCCUUCUCGAAGUUAAAUCGCUCCUCAAGGACCUUGAGUGCGAAUGCGAUGUUGAUGAAAUUGUGUGCGAUGAUGCACUCAAAAUUGCUACCGAAGAGGAAUCCGCCUCUAACUCUAGCCAAGAUCUAGACUGUAUUCUCAGCGCAGACACCUCUCAGAAACAGGCACUAUGCCAACCCUUCACGAACCGACUAGCUUCAAUGCUAGGCCAUAAGUAUGAUGGCCGCUGGGAACCAAAGUACAAGACUUGGACGGUUUUUAUUAGACAUGGAUCUAUCAGUGUUAAGAUGGAAGAAGAGCCUAAAGAUGGAUGUUGGGUUCAAGCUGAGCUAUCACCCAUUGGAACUAGACAUCCUCAAGUAUGGGCUAAAGCAACCAAAGACCAGGAUCCUGGUGCCCGCCUUGCAUUCCGAGUCUCAACAAGAAGCGCAGAUGAACAUGAAAUAUCUGUAAUAUAUCCUACUAUCAGCACUAUAAAAGGAUGCUUCAGAGCAAAUACUUUUGUGGAUGAGCUUAAUGGUGAUGACUAUCUCCAAAUAUGCCAAAGGCCUCGGAGAUUUGUGUAUAUCGACCCAAGGAAUAAGUCGCUGCUCAACACUUAUCCGAUAUUAAAAGCUUUCAUCGAUGGUGCCUACACUGAUGAUAACGGGAUGGUAGACCCUAUGAGAAAGCUGGCUCGCCCUCCAAACAACCCAGUGGCGGAUGGGAAGCCUGCACAAAAGAAGAACAAGCUAGAAUGA
Messenger RNA from Aspergillus pseudotamarii, 2861 nucleotides. RefSeq lists its product as uncharacterized. The record is from RefSeq and is a predicted model, not a curated record. The coding region runs from base 48 to 2861 and encodes 937 amino acids. Lineage: Eukaryota; Fungi; Ascomycota; Eurotiomycetes; Eurotiales; Aspergillaceae. The transcript is spliced from 6 exons.